CUCGCAGUAGCCGCUGGACUCGAGUUUGCCGCUCUCCUCUCUCCUCGCUCACUGGAUUAAAGCCUGCUGAGACCAAAGCAAGGAAGCCAAUGCGAAGCAAUCACGAGAGAGGCUAGACGGGGACCUGGAUGGCCCUGACUGACGGCGGCUGGUGCGUGGUGAAGCGGUGCGGCGCGGACGCUGGCGACUCCUCCUGCCCCUUCCCCGCCAGGGAGCCGGGCCCCUCUCCGCCCUCUCCGGCCUCUUCCUCCUGCUGCUCCCCGGGCGAGCGCGGCUCCUCCAAGACUCCGCAGCACGAGCCCGAAGGGACCCGGCCUCCUCCCGCCGCCGAGGGCAGGUCCCUGCUCGCCCCCUACGUGCACUUCGGAGCCCCCCACGCGCCCAGCCUGCCCAGCUGGGAGGACAUCCUGCUCUUCACGGAUUUAGACCAGACCAACAAGCUGCUCUGGUCCAGCCGCGGCUCCAAGCUGAGCCCCUUCGGCGCCGAGCAGCCCGAGGAGAUGUACCAGACCCUGGCGAUCUCGGCCAGCCAAGGGCCCCCGGCCCCUUACGAUGGAUCUGCCGGCAGCUUCAUGCACUCCACGGCCAGCUCUCCGGUCUACGUGCCCACCACCCGCGUGGGCUCCAUGCUGCCCAGCCUCCCCUACCUCCAAGGCAGCGGGGCCGCCCAGCCCAGCCACCCGGGCAGCAGCCACUCGGUGUGGCCCCAGCCGGCCUCGGAGAGCCCCUCGUACAGCAACGGCAGCGGCUCGCACCCCUCGGGCCGCUUCCCUUACUCCCCCAGCCCGCCCAUGGCCAACGGGGCCUCCCGAGAGCCGGGGGGCUACAGCAGCAGCCUCAAUGCCAGGGACCAGUACAGCCCGCUGGGCAGGCCUCUGAACGGAUCUUACCCCGGCCACUACCCCUCCUAUGUGGGACCCCAGCUCACCCCGGCCUGGCCCACGGGACCUUUUGAGAACUCCAUGCUGCACUGUCUGCAAAGCCGAGCCACCCCGAUCCCGGUGCGGGCUCCCAGCUCAGACCUGCUGGAAGAUCUGUCCGAGAGCCGGGAAUGUGUGAACUGCGGCUCCAUUCAGACCCCUCUGUGGAGAAGGGACGGCACCGGCAACUAUCUGUGCAACGCCUGCGGGCUGUACACCAAAAUGAACGGCCUAAGCAGGCCCCUCAUCAAACCCCAGAAGAGAGUGCCUUCUUCGAGACGGCUUGGUUUGUCUUGUGCCAACUGUCACACCACAACCACAACCCUGUGGCGUAGGAAUGCAGAGGGCGAGCCAGUAUGCAAUGCCUGUGGCCUUUAUAUGAAACUUCACGGGGUUCCUCGGCCUCUUGCCAUGAAAAAAGAAGGAAUUCAGACUAGAAAGCGAAAACCAAAGAACAUAAAUAAGUCAAAGACAUGUUCUGGUAACAAUAAUAAUGCAGUUCCUAUGACUCCAACAUCCACGUCUUCUACUAACUCAGAUGAUUGUAGCAAAAAUGCUUCCCCUAGCACACAAACUACAGCCUCGGGGGCGGGUUCUUCAGUGAUGUCUGGCCAAGGAGAGAGCACCAGCCCUGAAGGCAGCACACUCAAGUAUUCAGGUCAAGAAGGGCUGUACACAGGAGUCAGCCUGACCUCCACAGCUGAAGUUACAGCAUCGGUGAGACAGGAUUCCUGGUGUGCCCUAGCUUUAGCAUGAUUCAGAGAAGAUGAAUCUGGAUACCUGCACUGGGCUGCAGCCUUUAGACGUCCACACUUGUUUUUGUUUUGUUCUGUUUUAUCAGGAAGUCUGAGCAGCAGGGAGAGUGCUGGCUAGAACAUUCCUCUGAUGUUUUUGUGCCUUAAUGAUAGAGGUGUUUUUUCCAAAGAGGUUCUGCCUUAGCAUCCAGCUCCUCAUCUAUGCAAGAAAAACAAGGGAAAGUGAAUCUCUCCCAGGGUAAAAUGAAUACAGCCAAAAAGAGCACCCUAGAGCUUUUGUUAGGUUCCAGAAAUACAUCUUCAAGAAAUCCAGCAACGCUGCCUUUUUGAUUGUAUGUUUGUUUUCACUCUCUCACUUCUCCAAAGAAUUUGAUUGGUGUAGUCAUCUUUUGGGAGGGAGAUAAGGGAAGCCUUUGAUGAUAAGGGAUAGUGAGAUAAAUUUAAGAAACCGCUAAUGUGCGUAUUGCUUAUGCCAAUGCACACAUCUUGAACUAAACCUUUGAUGCCCUCUCACAGGUCAGUUCUCCUGUUAGCACUGUCCGUAUCCAGUAUGCCUCCAUUACUCUGUCAUUUUCCUGCAUCAGAGUUCAAGUACACCCAUGGAGGAAAUCACAAUGUUUGGUACAAGUCUCUCAAGGUCGAGUCCGUUAAUGAGAUCUUUUGUUUUAAAAUAUUUACUCACUUUGCAAGACUGCAUUAUAACUUUUAAUGUACACUGUGACUGAGGUUUAUGAAAGUUAAUAUUUUGUGACUGAACUCUAUAUAGUCAGUCAGAAUUUGUAAACAGGGUAGCAAUCAGAUAUUUUUCUUCCAUAUAUAAAAUAAUUUUUUUAAAAAAAAGAAGUGCAAUUUGCGUUGCAGCAAUCAGUGUUAAAUCAUUUGCAUAAGAUUUAACAACAGUUUUUAUAUGAAUGAAUGAAUGUAAACAUUUUAACUUAAUGGUACGUAAAUAAUUUAAAAGAAAAAAGUUAACUAGGCAUCCUUAUGCUUUUUUUUUUAUUGCAGCAAAAACAUCCCACUUUCUGUAUUUCCAGUUGUUAAAACACAGUUUUCAAGAACAAACCUUCUCUCAGGAAAAACACCCUUAUCCAUUUACUCAUAAGUUUUGUGCAGAAAAGCAAACGCAUCCCCAGUGUUUUGCCAUUGAAUAAGUAUGUGCUGGAAAGAUACAAAUUGCAAUGAAACGUUACUACCUAACUGAUACAUAUGUAAAUACUCCAUAAGAUAUUGAGGCAUCUUUAAGAUUUAGGAUGCAAUCUGUAUAGUGUGACUGACCCAUAGUUAGGUUGGUUUACAUUGUUUUUUAAAUGGGAUGUCAUUUGGAAAGUUGUUCUUUCAUCAGAGCUUUACAAAUAAAAGGGUAUUGUUUUUUUCUGUACAAUGAGACUUCUCCUUUGUUUCACUCUGGUAUAUUACAAAAUAUUUAGCAGUAUUAAAAGCUAUAGAAAUGUGUAUGAUG
This is a messenger RNA of Caretta caretta (loggerhead turtle), 3134 nucleotides long. RefSeq names its product GATA binding protein 6 (gene GATA6). Gene Ontology annotation, biological process: positive regulation of transcription by RNA polymerase II; epithelial cell differentiation; cell fate commitment. Gene Ontology annotation, cellular component: nucleus. Lineage: Eukaryota; Metazoa; Chordata; Testudines; Cheloniidae. The record is from RefSeq and is a predicted model, not a curated record. Gene Ontology annotation, molecular function: DNA-binding transcription factor activity, RNA polymerase II-specific; zinc ion binding; RNA polymerase II cis-regulatory region sequence-specific DNA binding.